AUGGAGAGUGAUUCAUUGCAUACACGCAAAACCAUACAUCUAUUCGGAUCUGAUGGUGACAUUAAACGAUUUAGUCCAGAUGGUGUUGCCUUCGUGUACAGUCGAGAGAUGCGCUUACAUCUUAAACAAAUACUUGAAAACGACACUAUUCAGUGGAAAUUCCGAGCAGUUGGCCGUGUUGAGGAGAAAUGGACGAAUCAGGUCAAUGUACCCGGCUGCAACACCCAUGGCCAGGCUAAAAGAUGUCACGCAUGCUUUGCCGCGAUUAAAGGCAUUUGUGUUGAAGCAAGAUGA
Molecule: messenger RNA, 294 nt
Organism: Macrosiphum euphorbiae (potato aphid)
Lineage: Eukaryota; Metazoa; Arthropoda; Insecta; Hemiptera; Aphididae
Source: the annotation of a GenBank genome assembly